AUUAUCCCUCCUAACUCCAAGAAAAUCCGUGCAUAUAUUCUCUUCAUUCUUUUCUCUCUUCCCAAAAAAAAAAAAAAAUCACCCUUCUCCAUACACCUUCCAUAUCCCAAGCCCAUAAACAGAAAAGCUAGCAUAAAAAAUCUAGAAAAAAAUAGUAAUUAAUGGCUAGUCAUCAUGAACUUGAACUAUCAUAUAAUCAUAGUGAUAGUGAUGAUGACGAGGAAGACAACAUUGAAGAUAUAGAAGAGGAAGAAAAAGAAGAUAAUAAAUCUAAUGACUGCAACAACGUUUGUAGUGGUCGUGGUCGAGGAGGAGGACUGACAGACUUUUUCUCUUGGAAAGUCAUAGACCCUAGAGCGCCUUGGGUUCAAGAAUGGAACCGCGUGUUCUUAUUAGUAUGUGCCACGGGGCUUUUUGUGGAUCCACUCUUUUUCUACGCUCUUUCUAUAAGUGAGAGUUGCAUGUGCCUUUUCAUCGAUGGUUGGUUCGCGGUCACGGUCACGGUUCUCCGGUGCAUGACCGAUGCUUUACAUUUAUGGAAUAUGUGGCUACAAUUUAAGAUGAAAAAAUUGCGUCCUCAUGAAAAUGAGUUUAAUAAUCCUCCUCGACUACAUCAGGACCAGAGUCUUCGACGUUCUGUGGCCUUACGAUACUUGAAAUCCAAGAAGGGUUUCUUUUUCGAUCUCUUCGUCAUCCUUCCUUUACCUCAGAUAGUGAUGUGGGUAGGGAUUCCAGCUUUAUUGGAGAAAGGAUCUACAACAACAGUGAUGACAGUGUUGUUAAUUAUGUUUCUGUUUCAGUAUUUGCCCAAAAUUUAUCACUCCGUUUGCCUAUUGAGACGCAUGCAGAAUCUCUCUGGAUACAUUUUUGGUACUGUUUGGUGGGGAAUUGCUCUCAACUUGAUCGCUUAUUUUGUUGCCUCUCACGCAGUGGGAGCAUGUUGGUAUUUGCUAGGAAUACAAAGGGCAGCAAAAUGUUUGAAAGAACAGUGCAGUGUCACAAAAGGUUGUGGCCUGAAAAUGCUUGCUUGCGAAGAGCAAAUAUUCUAUGGAACAAGCAGUCUGGUGAAGCAUAAAAGUAGAUUCAUUUGGGGGGAGACCAAAAUUGCAAGAUCGACUUGCCUAGACUCUCAUGAUCAAGACCUUUUUGAUUAUGGAGUUUAUAAAUGGACUGUUCAACUUAUUACUAAUGCAAAUCGUUUCGAGAAAAUACUCUUUCCCAUCUUCUGGGGUCUCAUGACUCUCAGUACUUUUGGCAACUUGGAGAGCACAACAGAUUGGCUGGAAGAUGUUUUCAUAAUCGUCGUUCUCACUUCUGGUCUACUAUUGGUUACCAUGUUGAUUGGUAACAUCAAGGUAUUCUUGCAUGCAACAACAUCAAAGAAACAGGCAAUGCAACUAAAGAUGAGAAAUGUAGAAUGGUGGAUGAGGAGAAGAAGGUUGCCUCAGGGAUUAAAGCAGAGGGUCAGAAAUUAUGAAAGGCAAAGAUUUGCAGCAACGAGGGGAGUUGAUGAAUGUGAGAUGAUAAGUAACCUUCCAGAGGGUCUUAGAAGAGACAUCAAAUAUCAUCUUUGCUUGGACUUGGUCAGACAGGUUCCUUUGUUUCAACAUAUGGAUAAUUUGGUCUUGGAGAACAUAUGUGAUCGCGUGAAGUCACUGAUUUUCACAAAAGGAGAAACAAUAACAAGAGAAGGUGAUCCAGUUCAGAGAAUGCUGUUCAUAGUGAGAGGCCAUCUCCAAAGCAGUCAAGAACUUCGAGAUGGUGUCGAAAGUUGUUGCAUGUUAGGCCCUGGAAACUUCAGUGGGGACGAACUUCUCUCAUGGUGCCUCCGGAGACCCUUCGUGGAGCGGCUACCACCGUCCUCGUCAUCACUAGUGACUCUUGAGACCACCGAAGCCUUUGGCCUUGAAGCGGACGAUGUCAAGUAUGUCACUCAACAUUUUCGCUACACAUUUGUAAACGAGAAAGUGAAGAGAAGCGCAAGGUAUUAUUCUCCAGGAUGGCGAACUUGGGCGGCUGUUGCUAUUCAGCUGGCCUGGAGGAGAUACAGGCAUCGGUUGACACUCACAUCGUUGUCAUUUAUUCGACCAAGAAGACCAUUAUCACGAAGUACUUCGUUAUCAGAGGAUAGGCUUCGGCUUUACACGGCUUUGCUCACUUCACCAAAGCCAAAUCAGGAUGAUUUUGAUUUUUGAAAGAGCAAUAAAAAUGAAUUCUCUUGUAGAACACAUAUGUUGUAAUAUAGUUUGGAGUUUAUUUUGAGGAGACUUCCUAGCUUUCUUUUCAUGUUAUGAGAAAGGAGCACAUAACAAGACAUGUUCUCGUCA
Molecule: messenger RNA, 2327 nt
Organism: Lycium barbarum (goji berry)
Lineage: Eukaryota; Viridiplantae; Streptophyta; Magnoliopsida; Solanales; Solanaceae
Product: cyclic nucleotide-gated ion channel 4-like
Exons: 8
Coding region: 162-2195 (677 amino acids)
Biological process (GO): monoatomic ion transport; transmembrane transport
Cellular component (GO): membrane
Molecular function (GO): monoatomic ion channel activity
Source: RefSeq, a predicted model, not a curated record